GCAUUGAUUUUCUCAGCCACCUCAGAACUGACGCAUGCACGCACACGCGCACGCACGACACGCACCCUGAAGAUAACGUCCUGUGUAAUCUUUGGUCAAUCAGCAAACUGUUCCCCUGUUGCAGUUGACGCGGCGCGCCUUCAGUCGCACGACAGUUUCACUCACAACACACAACGAAGACGAAGGAUUUCUUCUCGCCGGCGUUCGAAUUGCUUACAGCUUUGAUCUCGGAUUUCCCUCAAGUAAGGUGAACUGGGGGUGGUAAGACGGGGUUUCCUUUCCUCCCAUUAGUAUUCAUACGGAGUAAAGAGCGAAAGGACAAUGGUACAUAUUUUGGCGAAUGGACAACCAUGAAGGAAUCAGGUGCCUUGGAACCAUAGUCAUCACCAGCCUGAUGAUGCCACGAUGAGUGAAGGUCAAAAACGUCUGCCAACGGAUAUUCAGCUGUUUUUUGACAGGAUUUGAUUUCAUUGAGCGUUACGGGGACUGAGCACAUCAUGGGGCUGUGUUAUAGCUUGCGUCCAAGUCUCUGGGGAGAUCCCGGUGGUUUCAUGUCAGAUUCCGACCAGCCAACCGAUUCGUCCUUACCACCCUCCGGGUCCCCGAAUCACGAGGACAGAGGAGAGGACAUCAACGACAUGGUGGCACCCCGCGAGUGUCUGUUUUGCCGUGGGAAUUCCCGCAAGAAUGCCAAUAACCGGGCCAUACGGCGCGGAGAUACGGCCGAAGCAGUACCACUCCAGAACGGCAACGGAGGAGGAGGGGAUGACCAUGGCGGUCGGCUUCUUGUGCAGAAGCACAGUCCGCAUAAACGCAAAAACUUGUCACCGUUGGAUAAAGCGACCUUAAAAGAGGCGAAGAAAGUCAGUAAAAUCAUAGACCAAGAACUGAAGCAGCAGAAACGGGAAUACCGACAAACAUACCGCCUCCUCUUACUUGGAGCCGGAGAGUCCGGAAAGAGCACGAUUGUCAAGCAGAUGCGGAUCCUUCACGUCAAUGGCUUUAAUGCAGAGGAAAAGAAACAAAAAAUCUUGGAUAUUCGAAAAAAUGUGAAAGAUGCCAUAGUGACAAUAGUUUCAGCGAUGAGCACUUUAAUUCCUCCAGUUCCACUUGGCAAUGCAACCAACCAGCCCCGCAUUGACUACAUCAAAAGCAUAGCGCCCCUCUCGGACUUCGACUACACGGAGGAGUUCUUCGACCAUGCUAAGCAUCUGUGGGAAGACGAGGGGGUGAAGGCGUGCUUCGAACGCUCCAACGAGUACCAGCUCAUCGACUGCGCACAGUACUUCCUUGACAGAAUUGAUCCUGUGAGUCAAUCAGACUACACCCCAACAGAUCAGGACUUGCUCCGUUGCAGAGUUUUGACUUCAGGGAUUUUUGAGACGCGAUUUCAAGUAGACAAAGUGAAUUUUCACAUGUUUGAUGUGGGUGGCCAGAGAGAUGAGAGAAGAAAAUGGAUUCAGUGCUUUAAUGAUGUCACAGCCAUCAUAUUCGUGGCCGCCAGCAGCAGCUACAAUAUGGUCAUAAGGGAAGACAACAGUACCAACCGCCUUCGGGAAUCUCUGGACCUGUUCCGGAGCAUCUGGAAUAACAGAUUUCUGCGAACCAUUUCUGUCAUCCUUUUCCUGAACAAGCAGGACAUGCUUGCGGAGAAGAUCCUGGCAGGGAAAUCCAAACUUGAAGACUACUUCCCAGAAUACGCUGGCUACAUGCUGCCGACCGACGCGGCCGGGGACCCUGGAGAGGACCCCAAAGUGACCAAGGCCAAGUUCUUCAUCCGGGACGAGUUCCUUCGGAUCAGCACGGCGAGCGGAGACAACAAACACUACUGCUACCCCCACUUCACCUGCGCCGUCGACACGGAGAACAUCCGGCGCGUCUUCAACGACUGUCGGGACAUCAUCCAGAGGAUGCACUUGAGGCAGUACGAACUCUUGUGAUUGGCUCUCAGUCCUCUACCGACCGUCCAAUUAGAGCUCUGUUCCUGCUCCCAAAAAAGAAAAAACACACACAAAAAAGCCCAGUUACUUGGGGACUAUGCUACUGACAAGUGACAAUGUUGCCAUGUUGUUUAUUUUUGUUUAUUUUUUUCCUUUUCUUUUUAUUAUUUCAUUUUCUUUCUUUUAAUUUAUGACCCAUGCUUUUUUCUUUCUGUCUGUUAUUGUAGUGGAGAGACAGAAAUGAAGUUGAUGUUGUGUGAGUGUAUUUGUGUGUGCGUGCUUGUGUGUAUGCUUGUGUGUGCGCGUGUGUACCUACCUACCAGUAAGUAACUGUGUGUGUGUGUGUGUGUGUGUGUGUGUGUGUGUGUGUGUGUGUGUGUGUGUGUGUGUGUGUGUGUGUGUGUGUGUGUGUGUGUGUGUGUGUGUGUGUGUGUGUGUGUAUUUACGUGUGUGUGUAUGUUUGUGUGUGUGUGUCUGGGUUUGCGUGCGUCUGUGUGUAUGUUUGUGUGUGUGUGUUUGUGUGCGUGCGUGUGUAUUUGUCUGUCUGUCUGCCUUCAUGUUUACGUCCACUUUUUUGUCGUUCAUUUAAUGAAAUGCCUUGAGUUUCAGCUCAUUCCACUACUACGCCUUCAGCUACUUUUCAUUCUGAGAGAAGAAGGAAAAAACAACAACAUUUUGUCCUUUUUUUAUUUUCGUUUCUUUUCGUUCUUCUUUUGUCUUUCUUUGGUUCUUUUUUUCUUGACUCCGUUGUGGUUGUGUAAGGACCAGCUGUGUCUGGCGUUAGCCGGCGGGCUGUCUGUCUCUCUCUCUGUCUGUCUGUCUGUCUACCUGUCUGAUGGUUUACCUGAUGGACUUCUCCGGCGGGGGUGGGGGGUUGCCCAGUCUCGUGACGCAUGAUGAUGACCUUUGAACCUACGACCGCCUGCCGGCACCACACUCCUAUUUUUUUCCCGAGGGCUUCUCUGUCUCCUUUCCCCCUUUUCCCUCUUCCGUGGAGGCGGUGUGGGGGGCUAGUCGAGCAGACUGUAGGGAGAGAUUUGUUUUUUGAAAUUCAUGCACUUUCGCGUCAGGCGUCUCUCUCUGUCUCUCUUCUCCCCAGAUGUACAGUGCUGGGCUGGGGAUGUCGGGUCGGUGGUGGGUGUGUGUGGGGUGGGGAGGGGGGGAGAGAGGGAGGAGAAGGAGAGUGCGGUUAUGGAGUGAUGUGAAGAGGGGGGGUGGGGUGGGGGUGGGGGAUAGAGGGGGAAGGAGACUGGGGCGUACCAGAGAGUCCGUCACCAUCUGAGUCGCCAUAGUAAUGAAGUGCACACACACAACACAACACACGCGAUGUAGCACCACAAUAUUUAUUACCGACUGUCGCGAUUUUGCUUUGUUUUUUUUGUUUUUGUUUUUAUGUUUUUGUUUGUUUGUUUCGGUUCUUGUUUCCAAGAGAUUUCUUAGAGUACAGUUGCAGGUGUUGUGUAGAGACAAUUUUUUGGGGCGGGCUUGUAAAUUUUAGACUUUAGAGAGAGCAGGGUUUGGAGACGGGGGGCGAGGGGAUU
Molecule: messenger RNA, 3481 nt
Organism: Engraulis encrasicolus (European anchovy)
Lineage: Eukaryota; Metazoa; Chordata; Actinopteri; Clupeiformes; Engraulidae
Product: guanine nucleotide-binding protein G(olf) subunit alpha
Exons: 12
Coding region: 498-1940 (480 amino acids)
Biological process (GO): adenylate cyclase-activating dopamine receptor signaling pathway; sensory perception of chemical stimulus
Cellular component (GO): heterotrimeric G-protein complex
Molecular function (GO): GTP binding; G protein-coupled receptor binding; G-protein beta/gamma-subunit complex binding
Source: RefSeq, a predicted model, not a curated record